This is a messenger RNA of Porites evermanni, 19244 nucleotides long. The record is from the annotation of a GenBank genome assembly. Lineage: Eukaryota; Metazoa; Cnidaria; Anthozoa; Scleractinia; Poritidae.
UAAUAUGCUUUACUAUGGUCAGCUCGCGGGGAAUUUGAAAAUAUGCCAUCCUCGUUUCCUUUCGAUUGCCGACAGUGAUGUUGUUUGUCUGAGUAAUUUAUCCAUUCCUUGCCACACUAAUGAACUGCUACACGAAGAAGAUUAUCUGAAUUCUUCCCUAACAUGAGUAACGGUAAGUUUUUGUUUUUUCUUCUUAGUAAAUUAAGCUUGUAUGACUUUGAGCCAAUUCCGCUGUGUAAAAAAGGGGAGCGUUAAACUUGCAGUGGCUCGUAUUAAAUGAGAGCUAACAUCCUCAUUGUCAAGUCUAUAACAAAUUAAAUUGACCUUUAAAAAGGCCAUCGCUUUAGUUUGAAGGCAUGUUCCACAGGGUAUAAGUCACGUGAAAACAGUCAUCAAAUUGAUAUUGAAGACAUAACAAAAGAUUACAUGUUUCCUGGUAUUUGAAUAUGAUAUUUUUUCUCUACGAGUGAAAAGAAUGUGGCUGCAAAGAUUUUCUUUCAGAAAGCAAAGUAAUUCCCUGUAAAUGAUGUUAUUGUUACGCCUCGUCUUUUCUAUGGCUCCCGAUUUCUUUUGAAAGGGUAAGUUAAAGAGAGUGGAGUGCGCUUUAUCAGCGCCCAGUGCAUAAAAAGAUCAGCGUUUUACCUUUUCACAGUACGUACAUCGUAGUAGCACAAGGGUAUUUGAUCUCCUGAAAAGGUGGGAAAAGCUGGGCAUUUUUUAAUUUGCCUGUGAUGAUAAGAAACUACAAAACAACGAGUCCAUGGCCAGUAUAACCGUAGUUGUCUUGGCUCAAGUUUUGAAGUUUCUUGUGUACAGAGAAUGUACAGUUGAACCUUUCUACAACAGGUACUUUGGGGACACACUUGGGAGACUCCCUGAGACAGAUCAGAAUUAAAUAGGGAACUUAAGUAACCGCCUGGUGGUGGCAAAUGUAAAAAUGUCACACAAAUAAUAAUAUUAUAACCCUUUAAGCCCUAGUAUCCACUAACAAAUUCUCCAGACCUCCAAUUCUCCACACUGAUCUCCAUACAUUUCCUUAAAGGAUUAGUAGAGAGAUUUUGAUAAAAGAUCACAGCAUUUUCCUAUCGGUGAUCAUUUCUUAAAUUCUCAUAACCUUUUCCUUUAUUGAUGUAUAGAUGUUGUCAGGAGAAAAUUAAUGUUAGUCACACUUGGGACUGAAAGGGAAGGAGUAUGUCAGUUUGUACACCAUUUUCUCUAAGAUGGCCUUUGCAGAGAGGUUGUUCAGUGGCUGUUGUGAUGCUCUCAGUGUUGUCACUGUUUAGAGGAAGCCAUUGAAUUCAAGCACGUCAUUCUAUAACACCAUAAAGAAAGUACAUGGUGUCCUUACGUUUUUAAAGUUAAAUAAUCAAACUGUUUACACUUCUUUACAGACAAUUUUGAAUUUUAAUGAAGGCUCAAAUAAACUUGAAUAACCCUUCAACUAAUCAUAUGAGCUGAAAGUCUGUGGUUAACUUCUGUGAUUUGUGUAGUCAUUGACAUUUAAUUUUUGUCAUUAUUGAUGUUUUUAUAAGUUUGAUUUGUUAAAAAACCUUAUUGUUAAUAAGUGUUGGUCUUCGAAAACAGUGUUAAUUUCCAUUGACAGAUUUCAAUUCUAGAGAAGUUGUUUUCUUUCCUUUUAUUUAAUAAUUUAUGAUAUGCCGGCUACUUACUAUUCAAGGAUUAGUAAAAAUGUUACCAAUAAAAUUUUGACUUGUCCAUGCAAUUUUUAUUGCCAAAGUAUAAAAUAAUUGUUGCAUUUUUUGUGAAAAGAAAGUGUGUUUUAGUAAGGUCAUUGUGUUUUUUUUAUUGGAAGGUAUGAAUUUUUCCUUUGGAAGACGGCAAGAAAAAGUUGAUUGGCGAAGGCUUGGUAAGAAAUUGUCUACAUUUUGUUGUUAAUACAUUAUUUUUUUGGCAACUUAAUUGCAGGCUUCUUUCACUCAUAGUUAAAGAAGGUACCAAUAAGAAAAACUUGUCAAUGACCUUGUAGUUCAAGUUGAUGAUAGAAUGAUUUUAACACCCAUCAUAUGCUAGUCAUUUUGUUGUUCUUUUGCAUUAGGGCCAUUUAUACAAGGAAAAAUAAAAUGCAUGUUUCAUUAGGCAUGUCCUAAAUAAGAUGCAAACUAUCCCUUAUAAACAGCAUGUGCAUUAAGGUGUGACUUAGCAAAGACGCAUCUUAUCGAAGAACAGGUGCUAGGGGCUUUUCUUAGAUAAGAAGUUUCUUAGCUAAAUUUCAAACAAAAUGUGCCGUUUUUAUGUGAUAGUAUGAGUCUUAUUUAGGACGCAUCCUAUGUGAGAGGCAUUUUAUUUUUCCUAGUUUAAACGGCCCUAUUGUUUUCAUAGUUGAAGACCUGUUUGUCAAAAUGUAGAAACAUUAAGAUAUUUUGUUUGGGUGUCUGAAAGAUGCCAUUGGUUUUACAUUAAUCUGGAAAAUAUUUCAAAAUGUUAAAUCAAGUCAAAUAAUUAAGUUUUUCAUUACAUUACGAUCCUGUUCUCAGUAUAAUUAUGUGUACAGGAAAUUACAUAUUAAUAGUUGUGCAAUUUAUUAUUAUUUUAAACUUUAGCAUCGGUUGAUGUUGACCGCAUCUUAAGAGAAAUGGAUGUAAAGACAUUACAAGACAAUAUUAUGCAUAUCACAUUCUGUAACAUUGAGGCUGAGCUGGUGGGUGCAUUCAUAACAUUUCAUUGUAAUAUAAAUGUGUAAAAUUUAUUAGAAAAUUAAUUAUUCAUCCAUGUUAAGACCAAUCAAUACUUUUAAUUUGAGUCACAUGUACAUCUCUGUUAUGCCAAUCCCCCAAACAAAAUUUAAUCAAUUUGGUUAAUGGAUUAUUAAACAGUAUAAUAAAUUCCUACUAAAAUAAUGAUUCAAUGUUAUAUUGAGUUACAUCAAUUUGAUACAGGCCUCUAAUGAUUGUUUUAUUUCACUAGUAAAAACUCAAGACAAUAGUAUUAGGCCUCUGACUGUCAUUUACAUAACAAACAAAUAAUUUGGAUCAAUUUGAGUUUCACCUACUCCUCCUCUAAGUUACAAUUUUUCCCUAAGUGAGAAGUAAGUGUUAGUGUUGACUUAAGGGAGGGAUAGGUAGGUGGUCAGGUAUCUAGAAAUCUCUAUUGAUGAAAUAAUGUUUGACACUUAUCUGACCAUACAUUACACUGACUAGGAAUUAAUGAUAAAGAUUAGAGAAGAGAAUUUGAUAAAAGAUCAUAAGCAUUUUUCCUCUGGUUAUCAUGUAAUUAACUUUCUUAAUCUUUCUUCUUGGUGAUGUAUUGAUCAUGGUAUUGUCAAGGGAAAAUUGGUGUUGGUGACCCUUGAGGCAAAAGGGAUAAAUCCAAAAACAUUAGUAUUGUUUUUAACCACUACAUUUUGGUUUGAACAGGGAUCACAGGGUGUAGGAUACGAUCCAAACUACAUCAAGAUGUUUAAACUGGCCCAGCUUAUUAUUGAAUAUCUUCUGGUAAGGCAUUGUGCUGCAUAAAGAAGAAUGAGAAUGUUAAAUGAUCUGGGUGUUCAUGAUUUUGUAUAUUAACAACAAAAGCAAUCGUUGAGUGGAGUCACUAAAGAUAUAGAGUGAAGAACUUUAUGAUCUUAGGUGUAGUGGUCACAAUUUCUAUGUCAGAUAUUAAUGGUUUUCACAAAACACAUUGAUUUAUGUCUUUGCUUAAGCCAUUAAAAUUUUUGCUGAAUCAGCCAGAGUUUGUGAGACAAGGGUGGCUCCUGGUUUCUAGUGAUUCUCAGUUGUUUAUCUUUAUGUUUCCUGUAGCAUUCUCAGCAGUUCCUUUCAGCAAACCUUGAAGCAGAGAACAAGACUCUCCAAGAUUCACUGGAGGUAAAAAUGAUCAGAUUAAAGUCAGAUUAUUAUUUACAUCACUGAUGGAACAGAUUGUAUAAAUUCUGAAGUCAAAAUUGGAGUGCUAUAGAUAACCCAUAAGCCCUGUUGAGGAUCAACCCUAGUAAAUAGACCUGGGUAACCUUGAGAGGCAAAAACAAAACUCUUUGAACCAGUGAUCACUGGAUUUACCUAGUUCUAACUGAGCUAUGAUCAUCAGUCUUAAUAUAUGUCUGUUUUUAUGUUGGUAAUGAAUGCAGGAAGUUGAAAAAGCUAAAAAAGAGCUGGAGGAAAAAAAAGAAGCGUACAAAAAACUGAAGAGAGAAUGUCAGAAACAGAAGAAAUGGAUUGCUGAAUAUCAACUGCUGAUGAGAGCUGGAGCCAGUGGACAACACAAGGUACUGCUCAACAUGUCCGCGGUACCUUCUUCUGAUUGCUCUUGUUCCAACCUCUAUGCUCUAAAGCUUUUGUCCUUUAUUUCUUUUGUCCCUUUCCCAUAUAACAUUACAGUUAUGAUUGUCAGUCUUUGCUGCUUUCAUUUCCUCCUUUUUCGUUACCCUUCUCUCAUUCUUCUACUGCCUCUUCCUCCUCUCCCUUACCUCCCCUCCCCUUUUCUUUCUUCCCCCUUUACCCCCCCCCCCCCCCCCUUUUUUUUUUUUUCUCCCUUUCCUCCCUCUUUCCUCCCCCCCCCCCCCCCCCUCUUUUUCUCCCCCCCCUUUUUUUUUUUUUCUUUUUUUUCUUUUCCCUUUCUCUCCUCUUUUUCCCUCUUUUUUAUUUAUUUUCUCUCUUUUUCUCCCCCCCUCCCCCUUCCUUUUCUUUUUUUUCCUUUUUUUCUUUUUUUUUUUUUUUACAUUUUUCCCCCUCCCCUCCCCCCCCCCCCCUACCCCCCCCCCCCUUUUUUUUCUCCCCCCUUACCCCCCCCCCCCCCCCGUUGUCUUUGUUUGGUCCCUCUCUCCUUUCCAUUCCGUUCCUCCCACCAUCCCCUUAGUUCCUCUGCCUCAAGUUUUUUAUUUCCGUCGUUUUCCUCUUCCUUCCCUUCACUUUUCUCCUCUUUCCUUAAAAUGCUGAACUUCUUAGCUCCCACCGUCUCCCCUUUCUUUCUUUUUGCUUCCCUUCUUUUCUUCUUUUUCUGUUUUUCCCUCUUUUCCUCCCUCCUAACCUCUCUGUUUCUAUUGUUUUCCUUGUUUCCUGUCCCUGCUCCCACCUGUUCUUUACUUUUCACUUUCCCUUGCCCGCUUUUUCUCUCCCUUUCCCCUUAUCCUCUUCGUCCUGCUUUACUCCAUCAGUUAUCUUCCUUAAUAAUUUUCCUUUUCCAUAACAUUAUCCUUUUACUCUCUUUAACUUGUAAUAACUUUCCUGCCAACCACUUCUCCCAGUCAUUUUCCCUCAUUCCUUUUAUCUUAGAACUCUCUUCAUCUUCUUUAUUCCAGUGUCCUUGUUGUGCCAAAUCAUUUGUUAGCCAUGAGUAUGUUAUAUCCCAUGUAACAAGACGUCAUGAAGAGUACUCCAAGAAGAUGAAUGGACUGUUGCUGUCUUCAGCACCCAUUAGAUCUGUAGGUGCAGUCACAGUCGAGUCAAAGCCUGGCAUGACAGAACAAGAGAAAAGCAAUCUUGAAAAAGAGCUAGAGAUGAUAAAAGUAAGACUGCAAAAAACAGAGCAGGAACUAAGUGAAGAGAAGAAGCUAACAGAAUCGCAGGUACAUUCAUUUGCUUUUCCUGUAAACUUGUCUGUAUGCCUCUCUAAAUGUUCAUUUGAAAUCUUGACGAAAGCUUGUUCUCUAUGUGGCAUGCCCAGCUUGAGUAUUUUUAAGCUUAAAUAGUGCAUUUAAGAAAACUGUACUGAGUUAAAAGCACUUCAAAAUCUGUUUCUUUUUCAUAACAGAGAAAUAGGCUGACAGCUGAGCAUCAGAGUAUUGAUGAACUUAGAUUGAUGUUUGAAAGAUGGAAAGAGGAAGAGAAGGCUGAACAACAGGUCAUUUUUUUCUUUAGUUUGAUAUCGUUGUACAUCACCUGCAUACAGAAGUUGUAUUUUCCUCUCCUAACUUCAGAACUGUUCACUGCUGACACCAUCCUUGCCUAUUCUUUUACGCUGUCCUGAUGUGAGAAAUAAAUAUUGCUUAUAAAUACAGCAAAUUAAGAAUUCAACUGGCAGGACAAGUAAGAUCAAGGUGUUGAAAUGUAAACUUCUGAGAAACAGCCUCAGCCAGAUUAUUUAGGAGUCUAGGAAAGGGUUCAACACAAGAACCAGAUAAAUGCUUGUAGAAUGAAAUGAAAACAUCUAUUUAUCUUAUUUUAUUUAUCUUUUUAUUUAUUUUCACCUUAGUUUAUUUUGAAUGAGAGUUUUGAAGAACUCGUGGAAGAGAAGUUUUCAUGGAUCUCUCCUUUUAUUGUAAUUUCAGCAAGAGAUGGCCGAGUUCAAAAGAAGUUACCAGUAUGAUCUAAUGCAAAUGCAAACAGAAAGGGAUGAAUAUUCUCAGGUGAGUUAAAUACACCACUAAAAUAACUAUGUGCAAGAGAGAAUAAUUAAAAGUGAUUCGUCCUUUUCUUGACUGCAUCCAGGUACAGAGACUUGUCUGCUCCUCUUAAACCAUUACCUAUGCACUCCUGAGACCAAAACUGAAAUUCUCCACUCUUGUACCCUACAUUUGUUAGAGAUUUUGUAAUGAUUAUUGUUAAAAUAAUAAUAUCAGGCAGGAUUUCUUGGCAUCAUAAUAAGAAAUGUCAUUGUGAUCUCUAUUGGUGUUCAUAAGAGCAAUAUUUACAGAAAACAAAGUGGUAAACAGCAGUGAUGCCUUUUUUGCAGAAAGUGAGUGCUUUGCAAGAACAACUAAGUAAGUAAACUUACGUCACAGUUUCGUAAAUGUAUAGUUAUUCACUUCUCUUUUGAGCAGCUGCUUAACCAACAGCAAAAAAUAAGACAAUGUUAUGCAUCAGCUUUCCUUGCAGUUCAACUUGUUAUGCAUCUGCAUGGUUUCUUAAUUUUAUUACUUUAUCUUUUAUUCCAGGACAAAGAAUAUCCAUGGUGGGAUCUAUAAGAGUAAGUAUAAUUAACAUGGCCAAGUUGACAUGUUUCACUGAUUUUCUAUUUUUUUGACCACGAGCAGCAUAGAGUUAGAGAAGAUCACCUUCACCCACACAACCCCUGUUAAGUUAAUUUCCUUCAUUGUUAUACAAAGUUCAUGGGAUACAUGCUAUUGUUUUUUAGGAUGAUGAUGAAACCGAUUCUCCAGCAAAGGCCAGCAGAGGUGAAAUGUCUCAGCAAGCCUUAGCUCAGUUAGAGGACAGGGUAAGUAGGCUUUUUAUCUAGUUAACAUCCAUCUUGUACAGCAUAACAAACAGUACCACAGGAAAGUACUGCUCAGUAGCUUUCAUUUGAAUGGUAACACUUUAGGAUUUCAUCCACAGACUCAAAAAUUUUAACCACCUUGUACAGCGUAAUAAACAGAAGUUCUUUGCCUAAUCUUGUUUACUGUAGGUAAUUCAAAUGCAGAUGGAAACACAGCAAAAUUUGCAAAAGGAGAUGCAGAAGAUGCAACAGAAGUUUAAAGCUCGGGAAGAUAAGUCUAAGAAAGACCACAGAGAGGAGAUGACGAGGGUAUGUGACGGAAAUGUUUGACUUGAGGACAGAACAAAAAUAGAGCAUCAUAGUUUACCACGUACAGCAAAUUGCAAAGGGCACGAAUUUAGCAUUUUGCUUUAACUGAAGCGGUAAUGAAGCAAAAACAAAGUAAAAUUUAAGUCGACAAUGGAUUGAAAAACAGCAUUUCUUUGUAGUUUCAGGAGAUGUUAAGUCAGUACGAAGAAAACCUAAAGAAUGAGAGAUUAGAGAAGGGCCAGCUCUCUGAAGACUAUGAGAACAGAAUACAGAUGCUUAACUCGGUGAGAGCCAUUAUUCAAGUUCUUUUCUCUGAUUAUCAUCUUCAUCACUGCGAAAGGUUUGAAUCCAGGGGCCAUUUGAUAAGUGGGUUGAGCAUGACCGUCCAGGUGAGGUUAGUCCUGAAUAGAACUGUUGUUGACAGUGACUGUCAGUGACUGCGAAGAUGACUACCGCACAGGUUGUCCAAACGUCACUGUCAACGCAAUGCUCUACCUACAAAUCGUUAUCGUUAUCACUAUUUACGUGUCAUAAUUCCGAGGUAUUUGUAUGUAAUUAAUGACCCACCUUGUAAUUCAGUUUAUGCUGCAAAAAGGUUGAAUAAACAAUCAUAAUUUAUUUAUUUUUUAUUUGAAAUUUCUUUUUGCAGCAAGUACAAGACCUCAAAAAAGCGCUGGAUUCACAGAAGGUAAGCUACAAUGAACAUAAAUAUGAUGAUGAUGAUGAUGAUACUAGUCAUGGUGGCAUGAUGAUGGUGAUGAUGUUAAUGAAUGAUGAUGAUGAUAAUGGAGUGUUGAUUAUCAUGGUAAACGUGAGGUUGGGGAAGUGAUGAAGUUUUUUUAAGUGAUCAGUGUUGGUGUUGAUAACAAUAAUGAUGAUUAUGGUGAUUAUGAUUAUGUUGAUAAUGAUGAUAAUAAUGAUGACGACGAUAAUGGUGGGGAUGAUGAUGACGUGCCUUGGUGGUAUAUGAUCAUGAUAGGAUCAAAGAGGCGAUGCUGAUGGCUACACUUCUAAUUCGCACAACCAAUUUUUGCAGUAAAAAAUCAACACCUGCCCAACUGAAAUUUUCGAUGGCAAUAGAAGUACUUUCGUUAUCAAUGCGCCCAGUCAUAAGCCAUUUCCACGCUGUUUUCUCGAUGCUGUCAGGUCUUGUUUUGUGUAACAUGUUCUUGUUUUUUUUUUAUUUAUUACCAGGUGGAAACAGAAAAGAUACAAUACACCUCCAACGCUCAACCGCCUGCAGCUCUUGGUACGUAAUGGAACUACUCCUCUUCAAGUAAUUUGCGUAUCGGAAUUGUUUUCUCUUGCUCUUUACAGUCGGGACUUACGAAAGACACCCUGAGUUCUGUAAGGAGUUCGUUUUAGUCACCAUUCACGGAUUCUCGGGUGUAAACUUUUAUAGUGAUGGACUGCAGAGGUUCAUAUUCAAGCCUCUUUCUCCACUUUCUCUAAUAGGUGCAUAGAUAGGUCCAAUGACGUGUCGUUUGGCAAGAAAAUGACUUCCGCCGGAAGUUGUCCAAACAUUAGACUGCAGUAACAAUCAUUUUCACAGCCACUCACAUUCUCUUCUUUUGUUGUCUCCACAGCAUCUGUACCUCCCGUCCCUGCUCCUAGGCAGACCAGUCCUGUUCAAGGUUAGUGUGCAAGACACAACAACAAUGAUUUUGUUGUUGUUGUUGUUUUGUUUGUUUGUUUGUUUUUAUGCAUCGGACCUGUAGAGCAAUUUUCUAAUGAAAUUCAGUUGAAUAGGUCAUUUCCGAGUUCCCCCGAGCCUCUGUUUCAAAACAAGGGUAGGUGCUCAGCCUUUGAUUUGAAAUCUUUUUUCAUUCUCAUGCAAAUAAAACUCAUUUUCACAGGAAAAGUUGUGCACCUAACCUCAUUUUGAAAGUGAGGGGGUUUGGAACUCGGAAGUGGCCUAUUGAUUUAGGCAAGCAAAAGGGAAAAUAACUGGUCUCCAAUCGGAGAUAAACUUUCCUUUCACAGCUCCUGGUUGGUUUGGCCAACACACACGGUCAAGCAAGAGAAUUGCAUGUGGAUAUACGUUUUUGACUCCACUCCCUUUUUUAUAUAUAGCGCUGCUUGUCUAUUAUUUGGUUACUUUUUUUUAAGGUUCGUAUUGUUUUGAUUUCCUUUUCUAAGCUGAACCAGUUGAACGAGAAAGAGCCAAAUCUCCAGAGAAGAGUGUAACAACUACAGGUACUUGAUAUAAGUGCGAAUGUUAAGUUAUAACUGAAAAGUGUGGAAAUAAAAAGCAAUCGUACGACAAUAGAGAGGAAACGAACCACUUGAGACAGAAUUCAUGCUAUGGCCCAGUUGCCAAGUUUCUCGCCAAACGGAAACAGCAAACAUUUUGGCGAGAGCAUAGGAAUUAAUAACUAGGAAAAACGAAUGUGGCCCCUGACCUUGAAAGUGCAAUGAAGCAACGAUGCAUUGUAAGAGGGUUUUUUGUUGUUAUUUCGGUGAAAAACGACUAUAGGUAUCCCUGUUAUUUGGAAAGUGAUAAGAAGUUUAGUUUGUCUCUUUAUGCAAUAAAGAAAAAGUACUUGGACAUACGAAACACCUCUUUUCUUUUCACCUUGCUGGUUUUCUCCUCUUCAACAUCUUAAUACUGAUGUGGUGCUUCAUUUCUAUAGGAGACUCCAUCACUCUCUACGUAUCCACCAACCAAAACAAACAAGGCCAGUACCGACUUUGGCGUCAAUCUUCCGACGGCUCGAAUGAAUGGUCUAACCUGUACGCGUUUACCGGCUUCAUUAAACCCUCGGGGAACUUUACCUACCCGCUGUACGUCUUCGCGGCCGGGGGAUCACCGUAUUGGCGUCAAUACAUAUCCGCCCGGUCAGCCCCACCGAGUUCAGAAUACCGCCUUGAUUAUAUGUUCUACUGCUCGCAGAAGCCUUUGCCGGGAACACAGCAAUACCAUGUACUCGAAGCUGGGAGUCUUCCUGUUUUAAGGUCAUAUGUUUCAAGGUCUAAGAACGUCCCGGGAUGGAAGGACAAGGGGUUGAAUUUCUACGCUCCGAAACUGGCUCUUGCUGGCGAUAAAACCUGUAAGUCUAUACAGAAUUUUUUAAGAAUUCAACCUGCGAUAUUUUUGUUUCGCUUUGAUAUUAAUUGCUCGCACAGGAAACUUUAAAUUCCCCUACAGCAUUAGCAUUCCCAGAAUAACAGAUUAACGAUUUCUUAAGUUGUUGUUUUUUUGUUUGUUUUUGUCCUUUUCCAGUGACGAGUGUUUCUGCAUCGUUUGAAUCGACUUUAACCACGGACAAAAGUCAAGGUUUGUUAGUCUUGUUGUUUCCAAACAGUGGAGGCGUAGUGAUAGGGUGGUUAACAACUCAACUUCAGAUCUUGGGCCUGUUUCUGGAAAGGCCCGUUAAAAAACGACUCCGGAAAUCUUUUGUUGUUUACGUUCAAGAUCGAGGCUUCUAUAGUUUGGUAGACAACAUGAUAAAAUCAUCAGUCAAUAAAACAAAAUGGACUGGUUUCUUAGCUAGGCCCCAAGCUCUCAUUCUUUAUAUUUUGAUUUGAAUAUUUGGUUUUGGGCACGGUAAUUUCGACAAACGGCCCCCUGAGGCCCUGUAUCCAAACUCCUUCAAAUUCGUCCCAUGACUGUUGGAAGUGUGUUAUAAAAGGCAUCCAAAUGAGCCUGUGAACGCCCUAUCGUUCAGGGAAAUCUUCAGGGAAAAUUUUGAGAAAUUUUAAUUUGCUCUUCAUUUUCUCGUCUUCUUUACAGAUUUUGAGGAAAGUGAAUCCGAAACUGAAGAAGAGUCUCCGGCCCCUGUCGUAGAGGCUCCUGUCAUACCAAAAGUGUAAAUAUCUAUAGUCAUUUUUUAAACUACACCAUAUCGUGGUAUGAACAGUACCCAAGGAAAGUACUGCUCAAUAGCUUUCAUUUGAAUGGUCACACUUUAGGAAUUCAUCCACAGACUCAAAAGUUAGAACCACCUUGUACAGCAUAAUAAAUGACAAUACCACAGGCAAGUGCUGCUCAGUAGCUUUCAUCUCAGUGGUAGCACUUUAGGAUUUCAUACACAGCCUCAGAAGUUAGAGUAGUAGUAGUUAUAGUAGUAACUUUAUUAAAGUGUCAGUCGUGACUCUUUAGAUGGUCCAGUUUUGACACACUUCCCCUCACAAUUUGAAGUCUCUCAGACUAUUCGUUUUACUUCAGUGAGAUCGAUGAAGUUGACGGGAAUGACAGUUUGGAGAGUGGCGAACUCGACAUCAAGGAAUUGACUUCGUAAGUUUCUUGUCCUCUUAUAUUUCUACCCAAUGUUUGGUAGUUUUGCAAAUGUUUCAAGUAGACAUCAGCAGUAUUUUAAAAUAUGAAUUAAGAAACGACAAGAAAAUUAACAACAACGCUGGCGUUCACAGCAAUCCACAGAAAAAGCAAGCAUACUUCGUAACAUCCUUUUAGCACGUGCAUUGCACGUGGUACAAGUAAGUGUGAUCUAUCAAAACAGGAGCGCUAGAAACACUUUAAAAUUCACACGCGUUGCAAAGUGACGAUACUUAUGUCCUAGCUAGAAAGGGGAACGCCUUUUAAUAUAGUUUUUCUAACCUGAGAUCAGGCUCAAUUUUCGUUUCGCUUUGUAAUAACAUUCCGGCGGGCAAGGCAAGCCGUUAGACAGAAUGUAUGAGAACCGCUAAAAUUGGGCCUGAUCUCAGGUUAUUGUUUUUCCCACUCAUUUGUGGCCCGCAAGGAUAGGUGAAUGUGUUAGUCAUGAGCUUACAGGCAGUUACAGCUUGUUACUUUGUUAAUUAAGUACUUGGUUUUGUUUCCUUUACAUUUCUCUUUUAUUAUGGGAUAGCUGGUUGCAAAGUAUAUUAGACUUUGAUUUCUUUCUUGGUUGUUUCUGGUAAAUAUAGAUAACCUUUCAGCUCCUUUGGAAUCCUGUUUCCAAUUAGUUUCUUUUCUUUUCUAGGGGCGUGUCAAGUUCUGAAUGGGUAAGUGCCGUAAAUUUCUCACCGCGUUAAUCUUAAGUAAAGUGUGUCCGUUAAUUCUUAAGUUUCUUAUCUAAACUGAUAAAUUAUUUUGUUGUUUUAGGGAACAGCUACACUUGAAGCCGGCGAGUUUCGCCCUUUUCCUCACAAUCAGCUUAUAACCAGUAAGACAUGAAACAGAUCGCCAGUUACUUUAGUUAAUGCGAAACUUUGCUCGGUUUAUGCUGUAGUGUGAUUGUUUUGGACAAGGUUGAGAAGAAAGGGCCUAAUUUUUUAUCCUAAAAUUGCUGAGUUUGUAUUUAGCGGCGAUAAAUUUUCGAUCUCAAAGAGAUGUCCAGCAGUCAAUCAGAUGUGUGAGGCCAGCGGGAAACAAAUGAGACUUUUCUCUGAUUGGUUAAUAUAAACCAAUCUGCAAUUUCAUUGGUUGAUCCCCUAAAAUCUUGCCAGUUUCACUCGAAGCGCAGGAAUAUGACAGACAGCCACGGGAAAAGAGCGGGAAAACGGUUGCAAGCAACACAACAAGUCACAUGGGGCUUAGAUUUUACUCCUGAGUGGUUGAUGAGGCGCCAAAGCUAAUAUCUUCAGCCAAUCAAAGCGAAUCGAUGCAGAACUGUUGACUGAGACUCUCAGUUAGAAAGCGCCUUGAGGAAUGACGUAAAACGUCAGCUUUUGUCCCGUUUUUUCUUUGUUUGUUUUGCAGCGCGUUUCAAACACAGACCAGAGGAGCUACAAGCGUGUAGACAAGAGAUUGGCGAGAUACUUGAUCAAAAACUCGCCAAACAAGGAUUGUCUGGUGUAAGUAUCAAUUAGAAAGUCUACCUAUUUUCCUCGCUAAAUUUGAGCAUAUGCCCCCUGUAAGUCAUUAUUCUUUUCGCAUGGGGGGGGGGGGGGGGGGGGGGGGGGCAGUCUCUGGGGUUGUUUAGGUGUUGUAGUUAUAAAAUCUCAUUUUGUUUUUACAGUUCAACAACAAUUUCCAACUUACUGUUGUCUAAUUUCAGUAUAAUUCUUGAUUUUCUACAAGAAGAAAUGGAAAAUUCGGUUAGAACAGAUGGUGACUCACAACAAUUUUGUCCACAGGGGGUCUUUGUUUCCAACGAGCGUUGCAGUUACUAUACGCGAAAUCAAAAGAAAAUUCAGACAAGAGUUGAUCUCAACAUUUUAAAAUUUUGUUCAGCUUACACAAAAUCGACUGGUUGAUGAUGGAUGAACUGCACUUUCUAAGAAUUUUCUUUUCUUUUGAAACCUUCUUCAACUCACCUUACUCCGUGCUUGCCUCUCAGUUUUAAGCGCUGCCAUUUUUUCUUCCAUCUUCUGUGAAGACAUCCGCGCAUUUUGCUAUCGUGAAAAAAAAUUCAUAAUUCAGGAACUCAGUUUCAAUCAGAUGCACAAGAUAUAAAGCGAUAGGACUUCUUGCAGUGUAUCNUGAUGAUGAUGAUGAUGAUGAUGAUGAUGAUGAUGAUGGUGAUAGUUUGACACCCCUAGGUUUUCCGGUUAUACCAACCUCCUUUCCAGGGGAGUAAAGUGAAGAGACCCUGAAAAUGAGAUCCUUCUUUUGUCUCUCUCACUGACAUGUCCGUCCGGGGUCUGGAAACCUGCGUAGAAUUUCCUCAAAAUGCAAUGCUGAAUUACAGGUUUUCGUUACGCAGGAGCAUUUUAACUUAAUAACACUUAUCAUAAGUGAAUUUAUAACUGGUGAUUCUAUCUUGAAGGUGUGUUAAAGAGGUAGAGGAGAUAGUGAAGAAGACUUACCGACGUAAUGGCUCUGGAGAAGGAAACGCCGGUUUAUCAGGUAUGCAGUCAGUGAAGCUAAUAGACCACUUUUGAGUUUCGAAAACCCUCACUCUCAAAACGAGGCUAAGUGCAUGAGUUUCAUUUGCAUGAGAAUGAAAAAUUUUCAUAUCAAUGGCUUCAUACUGAUCCUCGCUUUGAUACAGAGGCUUGGGGUAACUCGGAAAUGGCCUAACAAGCUAACCUUUGAAUGGAAGCGAGGCUGGCGAUGACUUUGUUUUGCAAGAAAGCUCUAAGAACACGUUUUACAGUUGGAAAGAUGUGUGGUUAUCACAGUCAACUGCAACCUCGCUUCCACUCAAGGCCAGGACACUCAGCAGGGUACUUGGUGGGUAUCCUGUGGUUUGCAAUGCGUCUUUGCCUUCUCCUGCGUACAUAAGACAUUAGUGGCUUGGAACAAAUACUAUUAAACAGUUUGCCGCUUUUUCUUCAGCUCCCACAAAAACUGGUCCUGUUAGUACUAGCACACCGGCAGCGAGUUCUCGAACCAUCGGCGCCAGUUCUCCCUCAAACAAACGUCUCAUCUUCAAGACUACUGCUACCGCUGUGCGAACGUCCGCUUCGCUACAACAAGGUCGGAAGUCACCUGCUCUUAGAGGAACACUAGGGUCGACUGGGUAAGUUUUGCUCACCCAUAAUUCGUAUUGUCACGUGAAAAGGAAAACAUCUAAAAGAGAGUUUUUAACAAAAAAAUAUAUACGAUGAGGCGAGGAAAGUUGCCUUCGGAUGUGUAUGGACAAGUAGCCUUCAUUAGUAGCCCUUUUGCAGCCCUUCGAGUUCCUGACUAGGGUAUAUGUAGGAAGUAGAUUUGCAGCAAAACUUACAGAGGUCGCUAAGCAAAGCAGUUGACAACGAUUGGGACCGAGUAUCGAUUACUUUGGUAUUGAUACCAGCCCCCCGUUUCCUGUCCAGUCCGGGUGAAAGCUUUGAAGCACACGAAAUAAUGAUAUUUUUAUACAUGAUUCUCAAGGAGCGUUCAUGCUGGCUGGAGUUUUUGUUGAGCUUUACUGCGUUCUCAAACUAAAAAUACCAGCGUUGUUGAGAACUUCUGAUGGGGAACACAAACUCUGAAUUGAAUGUCAAAGUGUGAGUAACUUUUAUGAAAAAAAUUAAUCAAGGUUUUGCUUUACCAGUAAUUGUUUACUUCAGUAGUAAACAAUUAUUUCCCAGAAAUUCCGGAUAAUUACUGAAAGUUAGAGUGACCUUAGCGGUAGCUUUAACAAGAUAAAACUUAAAGUGAAAGAUAAAGUUUGUUUUAAAGAAAUUGGGAGUGGAAGUUUUCCUUUUUUUGGUGCUCUCGUUGGCGGGUUUUAUUUACCUGAGUGUGUUAAAAACCGGUAGGUUUUUGCUCUCGAGUCUUAAGUUCGCAAAGCAAGAAUACGACGUAAAAGAUAUAUCGUAAAUCUAAGGGGAAAUUAAUAUCGACAUACCAUUGAACAUCGUAGUAUAACUUUCGUAUCAAGUAGUUUUUGGGCUUAAUGUUUCUAAAAUUAAUUUAAAAAUUGAAACCUAAGUUGUUGCAUCUUCUUCAAAACACGGUUGUUUAAUUUGCCUUUUCUGACCUGAAUUUCAAAUCUAACAGAAUAUUAUUUCUAUUGUCGUUUGGUUAAAAGAUUUUUGACCAUCAAUAAUUUAAUUUGGGGCAACGGGGGGCAAAUUUUUCUGUUAUAAAACAAACAUUGUUUUUGUUCCAGCGUUUUAAAAACAACUUCUGAUUUUGUUUCUGGCCCUUAAACUUUAUAUCUUGUUCUUUCGCAUGACCAUCAAACAAGUGUUAUUUUCAUUUCCGUCUGUCAAGAAUUUAGUUUGUUUAGUUUCUUUAGUGAUGGCCUCCCAAGCAGCUGUUACUUGGAUCAUCACGCAACGUUCCUCCCCAAAUUAACUAUUCAAGUGCGGAGCGUUGCGUGACUACCAGUGCACGUUUUGGUCCAAAAAGAUGAGACCUCGGCCCAUAACAACUUUUGUCACGCGCUGUCUUCAUUCAAGUUUUGUAAUGUGUAGCGUUACUAUUUCUGCACUACUGUAGCUCUACUACUGGCGGCGGUGACAUGACCGUUAGCGUGACAACCGUGACAGACCGUUCUUUCAGUGGUACAUCUGUGACAGAACGGACACUGAGCGAGUCUGAAGAGGAAGUGAGUGUGACAGAAGGUUCACAAGAGGAAGAGGAAGGCGAGUCCAACUGGGAUUCGGAAGAGUGAGUACAGUGACCUUAUAUGCCGUAUGUUCUCAAGGGAAUUUGCCCUUCGUCUUUUCGUAAAUUAUGCAUGUAAAUGCACGUAGAUAGGAUAACCUUUAGUUAUCUGGGGUAACAUAACAUGGUCUGAAUUAGGAAAACAAAAGGCUAAAAGGGUCUUAUUCUGUAGCUCGGAGAUCAGCGCGUCUAAACGGUCUCAGGGAUUCCUUGAGUUCUAACUCCCGCCGCCCUCGCUUUUAGCGUCUCGUAGCCUCGCCACUAGCGCGAGUGAUACCCCACUUACUCUGGAGAAAAGCAAGAGACUGAGAAAUUUGUUUGUCUGCGUGCUACCUUAAUGACUUUAUGAUGAAACAUCCUUUCUUACCGCUAUGUAAGGUUAUAAGGGAAGGCUACCUUGUUCUAACGGUAAUUUUGUGCAAUUUUUACAGGGAAGCUGCCAAACCUCCCCCACAACCGACGCAUAAAGUAGCAGUUCACAUUCCUUCGCAGAAAAACUUUGAUUCUGAUUCUGAAAUUGAAGAGGUGAGGCGUCGAGUUAUAUGUCUUCUCUGAAAGCCUACGUGUGUUUUGUUUUCGUUCAUGGACAACCUACUUUCUUUUAGCUUCUACUUACAUUUGUCUUGUGUUCCAAUACAGCUUACUGAAGUUAAAACUAUCCCUACACCUGCUCCACGGGGCGAAAAGGUGAGUUCCGCCACGCACGUGACUCGUUACGUAACGCUCCGCCCCAAGAAUAGCAAAUGAGGGAAAGGAGGUAGAAGGCGCGUUACGUGACGAGUCGAAACCUUUUACUUUACUUUCGCCUGCGAGCAAGCUCUCCUAUUUGGGCGAAUGAAGCGUCUCUCCUUUCCCCUGGUGGAUUUCGUAUGAUUUCCUGGGUCCUGCUUAAUGUUUUAAUCCCCCCCCCCCAACCCCCGCCCUCCCCCCUCUCCCUUCCCUUCCUCUUCACUUACUCGUAACUUGGUUUAUUUUUUAAGGACUGUUUUUUACCUUUCCUUACGCCUGGAGCAAGCUUCUCCUUUUUGGCCGAUGGAGCGUCCUUCCCUUCCCCUGGUGGAUUUCGUAUUUUUUUCUUUGACCUUCUCGACGUUCUCAGCCCCCCCCCCCCAUCCCCCGCCCUCCCCCCUCCCCCUUCGCUUCCUCGGCACUUACUCGUAACUUGGUUUAUUUUUUAGGGUUCGCGAGUUGGCUGAAUCAUUGGAACGGAGUUUAAGCUUUGGCUCAUCUGUAAAGAAACCAGCUGGCGGCGUAUCACUUCACUUCCAGGGAGCUGGAAACGAAAGCAGAGAGCCUCAAACGACUAUACAGAAGACUUCGCGACAACAAGUGAGAGAAACAUGUCGACACAUUCUCAGUGUAGCCUUAAUUACCUGCCCCCUUUUGCAUUUUCUUUACUUUUUCGUUUAUUUUGUCCCGCAGAAUGAAGAUGACGUAGACAGCGACUUUUCCCUUUCCUCAGUAGACGACAUGUCAACUGGCCCAAGGUAAUGUGGACGAAUAACUCCUGAAAAAAUUUAAACUUAACGCUGUCUUUAAAUAUCAAAUGUCAGGCGCGCGAACAUUUGAAAACGUUGGCCAAAGGAAACUACUAACGUAAAACAUCGAAGAUUUCUUCCUCUGUCAUCUCUAGUAAAAUAUAUAGAGGAUAUUAAAUGGCCGCGCUGAGAUAUGAAAUUUCUUUUCGAGUGUUGAAAAAUAUUUCACGAGUGAGCGCAGCGAUAUCUUGAAUGCUGCGUUCGUUUUAAAUCAUCAAGCAACGCCCCCACUCUCCACAGAAGCUCGUGUUUUCCGAUUUGGCAAGCCAAAAUAAAACUGCCACUUGUAUUUCUCCGGUUUGGCCUCCUCUACAAUGAAAACCGCGGUAUCAAGAUUGGGUGAAUUUAAAAAAGGCCGGCAAAGUGUGAAUGCUUAGGCGAUUGACAUAGAAGUUUGUAAUCCCAGACGAGUGUCACUGCGGCCAUGCGGAUAUCUGAAAAAGGCCCUCUCUGAACAAGGCGCGCACGGUUUACCGGUUAUUUUAAUGAUAAGCGUUUGUAGACCGAGAUAGCGUUUACUUGUAACCAGAAAGCGAUACAAAAAGAACACUUUUCGAAGCGAAAACGCCGUUUUUAUAGUUAUCCACAGCAGUUUUUUAAUGAUUGUUUUAUUUUUUCUGUCAGGGCACCAGUUCAAGGAAGAGGAGGACAACAAACGUCCGGUGAGAAACCUUAGUUAUUUACCUGGCUCCUUUUCUUUUUUACCUAACAAGUUUUUAGAAAAUCCAAUUAAAAACAAUAAAAAUCCAGUAAAAUUAGAAUCCAAUUCAAAAUUGCAGAGUGGACCUGGGCGCUUUUUACAAACCCCAAAACUCGAAUCUGCGAUGAAACGUGCUUCAUGCAGAUUUUAGAGGGACAUUAGGCCUGCUUUAAAAACAUUUCCUAAAUUUACCGCGACAAAGCUGCAAAUGCAGUAGUCCUUCAUCGGACGAUGUCUGACUAUGCCCAUGUCCGACGAGAGCCUAAACGCAAUAUUUUUGUCUCAUUUCAUAUUCAGCUGUUAGACAAUCUCAAUUUCCAGUGUUUAAAAGACCUCAACCCCAGGCCACACGCGUCCAAGCGUUCACUGAUGACGAUUUCAUUUCCGAUUUUGACGACGAUUGAGAAGUCGCGCCCACGUUCGUCGCUUCUCGAAGUUAACAUCGAUACCUGGUGAACUUAGAAGCCAUUGAGGAUUUGUACACAUACAUAUAUUUAUUGCAAACAUAAGGGGUCACAUGCACACUUCACUUGUAUCCAGUCUGUUCUUACCCCGGCCUGUCCCCCUUGGGUACGAGUCUAAGUCACGUGCAUAGACCUCUUUCAAUCUUCUGUUACAAUCUUCAAAAGAAUGGUUGAUGCGUAAAGCCAAGACUGGGAGGGAA